GAGCGGCGCGGCUGCACGGAAAUCGUCACACGCCGGAGGGCGGAGGGGGGCAGCGGUUACCCGGGCGACCAGGGCCCGCCCUUCACCCGUCGCACUCUUCCCCGCCCUCCCCACGUCAGCGCCGUCUCCCGACCGGCCGGGGUGGGGCAGCCGGGCCGCGUGAUUGACAGUUACCAUAGAAACAGGCUCGCCCCGUCGCCAUUUUGUCAGUUGGCUUUUUUUUUUUUUUAAAAAAAACCCUCUUCCCGCCUGAAUCGUGGGGUUUAUUUUUUCUUUCCCCUCCUCCUUCCCACCUCCAUCCCGAAAGACGUUAUCGCACAAGAAAACGAAAGAACAUCCUCCAAAAAAAGAAAAACCCCAAAACCCAAACAACUGUUCCUCGAGGGUCCGGCGGGGACACGCGAGAAGUUCGUCCCGCGCGGGCGGGCGCGGACAGGCUCGAGGCGGCAGCGGCGGCAGCAACAGCAGCGGUGCGGCGCGGGAGGGGAGCGGGGCGGCGCAGCGCCCUGGCGAAGCCGGUUCGCGAGGGAGGGAGGGAGGAGGAAGGAGGAGCGGGCGGGGAGAGAGGGAGGGGGAGGAGGUAGAGGCUGGCAGGCGGGGGAGGGAGGGAGCGAGGAGUUCCCGGGGGCUCGGUACGGCGCUGCGCUUCCCCCCCCACCCCCUCCCCCUCCUCCCUCCGCCCGCUCGCGCCCGCCCGCCGCUGUCCCCGCGCUGCCUGGCCGGGGCUCAGGCCGCCGCCGCGCCGAGCCGAGGCCGGGCCCUGCCGUUGCCGCCGCCGGGCGCUGCGCAGGUUUGGAACGCGCGCCAUUUUGUGAGCGAUAGAAAAUCCAGCCCGGCCAGGAAGCGCCGCGGAUCCGCCCGCCGGGCCGGGCCCCCCCUCUUCGCCGCCCAGAGAGGAAGGCGCGCAGCGGACAGACCCCGCAGCCGGUGCCCCCCGCGCCCUGAGCGGCACCGGCACCGCCGCCAGCCGUGCGGGCCCGAGCGCGGCGGGGCGGCCGGACUGCGGAGCGCACAAGAGGGAGGCGCUGCCGCGCCGGGGCCCCUGGCCGAGGCCGGGGGAAGCCUUCGCUCCUCGCCCUGCCUGCGCCCGCCGCUCAGGGGAAGAGGCCUCAACCGGGAGAAGCCGGGCCGGAGCGCAGGGCCCGCCACCCCCCACACCGUGGUGUUUGCUGCUGGACUCCCCCCGUCCCCCACACCCCUGCAGGAUGAUAUGAAACUUGAAAGAAGACGAUGCAUACAGGAGGAGAGACUUCAGCAUGCAAACCUUCAUCUGUUCGGCUUGCACCAUCGUUUUCAUUCCAUGCUGCUGGCCUUCAGAUGGCUGGACAGAUGUCCCAUUCGCAUCAGCAGUACAGUGAUCGUCGGCAGCAGAACAUAAAUGACCAACAGGUUUCUGCCUUAUCAUAUGCUGACCAGAUUCACCAGCCUCUAACAUUAACAAACCAGAGGCGGAUGCCCCAAACUUUCCGUGAUCCAGCCACUGCUCCGUUGAGGAAACUCUCCGUAGAUUUGAUCAAAACAUACAAGCAUAUUAAUGAGGUUUACUAUGCAAAAAAAAAACGGCGGCAUCAGCAGGGCCAAGGAGAUGAUUCCAGUCACAAAAAGGAGAGAAAAGUUUACAACGAUGGCUAUGAUGAUGAUAACUAUGACUAUAUUGUAAAAAAUGGGGAGAAGUGGAUGGAUCGUUACGAAAUUGACUCUUUAAUAGGCAAAGGAUCCUUUGGACAGGUUGUAAAAGCUUAUGAUCGAGUGGAACAGGAGUGGGUGGCUAUCAAAAUAAUAAAAAACAAGAAGGCUUUCUUAAACCAAGCCCAGAUUGAAGUGCGACUGCUUGAGCUUAUGAACAAACAUGACACUGAGAUGAAGUACUAUAUAGUGCAUUUGAAACGCCACUUCAUGUUCCGAAACCAUCUCUGCUUAGUCUUUGAAAUGCUGUCCUACAAUCUGUAUGAUCUGUUGCGGAACACCAACUUCAGAGGUGUCUCAUUGAACCUGACACGAAAAUUUGCACAGCAAAUGUGCACUGCACUGCUUUUUCUGGCUACUCCUGAACUUAGUAUCAUUCACUGUGACCUAAAACCUGAGAAUAUCCUGCUCUGUAAUCCCAAACGAAGCGCUAUCAAGAUUGUUGAUUUUGGCAGUUCGUGUCAACUUGGACAGAGGAUAUACCAAUAUAUCCAGAGUCGUUUUUAUCGAUCACCAGAGGUGCUACUGGGAAUGCCUUAUGAUCUUGCAAUUGAUAUGUGGUCCCUUGGGUGUAUUUUAGUUGAGAUGCACACUGGAGAGCCUCUUUUUAGUGGGGCAAAUGAGGUGGAUCAAAUGAAUAAAAUAGUGGAAGUUUUGGGGAUACCACCUACCCACAUCCUUGACCAAGCACCAAAAGCAAGAAAGUUCUUUGAGAAGUUGCCAGAUGGCACUUGGAACUUGAAGAAGACCAAAGAUGGAAAAAGGGAAUACAAACCACCCGGAACUCGUAAACUUCACAAUAUACUAGGAGUUGAAACAGGAGGACCAGGUGGACGUCGUGCUGGGGAAUCGGGUCAUACUGUAGCUGACUACUUGAAGUUCAAAGACCUCAUCUUAAGGAUGCUUGAUUAUGACCCUAAGACACGAAUUCAACCUUAUUAUGCCCUACAGCAUAGUUUCUUUAAGAAAACAGCAGACGAAGGUACAAACACAAGUAACAGUGUGUCUACAAGUCCUGCCAUGGAGCAGUCACAGUCUUCAGGAACCACCUCUAGUACAUCUUCAAGCUCAGGUGGAUCUUCCGGAACAAGCAACAGUGGAAGGGCACGGUCAGAUCCCACACACCAGCAUCGACAUAGUGGUGGACACUUCACUGCUGCUGUUCAGGCUAUGGACUGUGAAACACACAGCCCACAGGUUCGACAACAGUUUCCUCCUCCAAUUGGUUGGACAGCAACUGAAGCUCCUACACAGGUCACUGUUGAAAACCAUCCAGUUCAAGAAACCACCUUCCAUGUAACCCCUCAACAACAGAAUGCAUUACAUCAUCAUCACGGAAAUAGCUCUCACCACCACCACCACCACCAUCACCACCACCACCAUCAUGGACAGCAAGCCUUGGGUAGCCGGACCAGGCCGAGGGUCUACAAUUCUCCAACAAACAGCUCCUCCACCCAGGAUUCUAUGGAGGUGGGCCACAGUCACCACUCCAUGACAUCCCUGUCUUCCUCAACUACUUCUUCCUCUACAUCUUCCUCCUCUACUGGUAACCAAGGCAAUCAGGCCUAUCAGAACCGCCCAGUGGCUGCUAAUACCUUGGACUUUGGACAAAAUGGAGCUAUGGACAUGAAUUUAACAGUCUACUCUAAUCCGCGCCAAGAAACUGGCAUAGCUGGACAUCCAACGUACCAGUUUUCUGCUAAUACAGGUCCUGCUCAUUACAUGACUGAAGGACACCUUGCAAUGAGGCAAGGGAUUGAUAGAGAAGAGUCUCCCAUGACAGGAGUUUGUGUUCAGCAAAGUCCUGUGGCUAGCUCGUGACUAAACUGAAACUAAGUUUGUUUCUUGUGUGUUUUUAUAGAAGUGGUGUUUUUCCAAAAACAAAGUGCAAAGCUGCUUGAAUCAGAAGGAGAUAAACUCACUGAACCGCUACAGGAGGGCAAAGCUGACUAUUUUUUUAAACUUGAAAAGAUUGCAAAGGGACAAUGAAGUUUUUUUUGUUGUUUUUCUGGGUUUUUUUUGGUUUUUUUUUUGUUUUUUUUAAGAGCCAUGUCCGGACCCACCUUAACGGAUAGCUUAGUGGUGUUCAUCUUUUGCUUCCCCCAUUUUAACUUGCCACAACCUAGUCAUAGUUUGGUUUUUUUGGAGAGGGGUUUUUUUUGGUCUUAUUCAACAGGGGUUAUUGUUCAAAUCUUAGUUGUAGUUGCAAACUAGUUUCUUUUUAAAAGCAUUGCACAUGAUUUAUAAAAAGGCCCUUUGAAGUUUUUGGGUGGGAGGGGAGUGAAUAAUAUAUAUAUAUUUUUUUUUAGUUCCCCAAACAAACAUGGGCACAGAAAUGCAGUACUGUAAGAAAGAGGGACCUUCAGAUUACACAAAUAUAUAUUCUUCAGCUGUAAAAAGGGACGGUUGUAAUGGAGUUUGUAAGGCACAUUAAGCAUGCUAAGUGGCGGUGAUCAGAACUCUCCUUUUCUGAAUCUACUGAGGAUCAAAGCAGCAAUUGUAAUGGGAUUCUGUAGGUCUCGUAUUUUGGAGACCACAGUCAGUUAGUAUUGAAAUAUGACUGGUUUCAUAACUGAGGUGCACUGAGAAGCAAUCAACGGGUCGGUCCUGGCCAGUCCUGGGGAGGUCUAAGCGGUGGUCUUUGGGAUAACCUUUGGCCUUAUGGAUUUGGACUCUUAAGUUAGAAGAGCCUACCAUUUCAGAUGCAAUCACUUUUGGACAUGCUUUUGCAGACAGUCCUUAAUGCUGAAAACACAGAGAAUGGGUAAUUCAAGAGGCCUUUCUUUUAAAAUAGACUUUUGUGACCCACUUAUUGUAAGGUAUUGCAAGGUCACUUUGCGUGUGUCAUAAAGUUGACUUCCUUAUUGGUUGAAGGUCACAGGAGUAGUGGUUUGCGUUUGAUGGAAAUAGCUACAACUGUGUCCCUUCCUGCUUUUUACUUUUUUCUUUUGCUUUUUCUCGGCACGUGGUUUCUCCACCAUUACUUCUGCACAAAGACGUCUUCUGUUCAUCCUGAACAUUUUUAAAAAUGCAGAAUUUUAUGUGACUGCUUUUUUGCCUCACAAUUAUGCUGUGAAUUUUACAAAAAUUUAUUUUCUUUUUUGAUAAUUUAUUGUACCAAAGCUGUUUUUAUAGCACAUAGAUGUCUGUAACCAAUAAUGUAGCAGUUCUGCACUUUGACACAAGGUGUAACUAGACCAUUUUUAAAUGUCAGUUGAAAAUUAUGGCUGUACUAUUGCUUAAACAAAACUGGAACUGUUGUUGAAUUCAUAGCCAAUACAUUUACAGCAAUCUGUGUACUGAACAUAAUAGAUUGACAUCUACUUCGAGACUAUAACAUCUGUUACAUUACAAAUGUGUUCAGGCUUCUGAAGGUAAAGGGACACUAGAUCCAGAAGCUAUGAAACCAGCAGUUGAUUCUUGUAUUCCUUAUUAACAUAAUUGUAAAAUUGAAGGCAAGACCUCGAUUGCAUGAACAGGUCCAAAAUAAUAGUUUGAGUAAAGCAAAACACUCACAUGAGACCUGAGAUUAGCAGGCUGUAUUUAACAGGUGCCUAAUUUUUGGGUAAUGCUGCCUUAAUAUAACACAGUCAGCUUGGCAGUUGCAAAAUUUAUGGGCCCAUUCAGAGAUUUAUGUACAUGAAAAGUGAAAGCUCCAUGAAAAACAUUUGGAAGAUAAAGGGUAAUUCAUUGAUUGCCCAUCCCAGACGAACCUUGUUUGCCCAUUAUAUAUUACAGAAGCAGUGAUCUACCUCUGCCAGUAAGCCCUUUUAAAAGUUAAUUUAGCAGAACAUUCAGAGUUCAUACUGGUCAAUUCCAUGCAGCGAAGUAAUUUUUUCAGACUAAAAGGUGGAAUUUUUUAUACUUACAGUGGCAAUGCAGCAGCUGACUAACAUGUAAAUGGGAAUGAAUACUUGGGAUUACCAUUUUUUUUGUAAAUCAUGAUUUUUUUUUUUUUUUAAAUCAAGCAAUCCACAUUUCUUUUGUAUUGACAUGUCAACCCUGUGGAUGAAAGUGGUUUGAUUUUGGUUGCUUGGUUUCUUUUUUUUUGUGUGUUUUUUUUUUUUUUUUUUUAAAAACUCAGUAAUUCAGAGAAGUUUACAGGAUUUGGAAGGCUGUCACCUUAGAAACGGGAUGCUGAGUUUAGCAAUAUAAAAAGGAAUUCAGUACUUACUGCUGUCUAGGAAUAUAAGGGUAAUAUAAAAUCUGGGUAAUUUUUGUGCGCGCGGGUUGCCACACCUUACCAAGCGCCAAAAAAUAAAGCAGUUAAAAAUAUCUGCAUAAAGAAGAAAUCAUAAAAUCCAGUGCUUCUGCAUACUGUGUUAUGUUACAGUCCAGUUUUGUGUGCUUUACUACACAGUUUGGUUACAGGACUUCUGUGCAUUGUAAACAUAAACAGCAUGGAAAAGGUUAAAUACCUGUGUUCAGAUUGUAAGAUCUAGUCCGGACUUGCUGUGUAUAUUGUAACGUUAAAUGAAAGACAAGCCCUUUGUAUUAUAGUCAUGCAGUCUUAUGUAUGAUAAACAGUUGAAUAAUUUGUCCUCAGACUCUUUACUGUGCUUUUUAAAAAAAGAGUAAUUUAAGAAAAAAUGUAAACAUAGUAAAUCUUCCUAUGCAAUUAACCUACUCCAAGCCAUGGUAUGGUAGGUAUAAUUAUACUAUAAUAUGUAAAUAUCAGAUACAUUGAAACAGACUUAAAAAUAUGAAAGUAAAAGUUGGAGGCAUAACAGUAAUUUUGAGUUUUUAAUUGAAACAGCAAGGUAUACAAAUCAUUGAUGUAUGAACACAGAUCUGCUUGAUUCUGAUGAACUGUACUUGUAGUUUGAGUUCUUUAUAUUAUCAUCUGUUAGUUUGAAUGUUCUUAUAUGCACUGCAGCUUUCUACCUAUUGCAGACUAGCUGAUUUUAAGGCCAGAAGUGACCAUGGUAAAUGAAAUAAUCUGACUGGCAUGCCAUUAUCCCUAGAAUUCAACCUAGUUAUUUCUGCAUCAUGAAGUCCGUACCUUUUGGGUGCAGUAGAACAUACUUUUGAAAAAGGUAGCUGAUUUUCAUAUAGUUUAUUCAAGUGUGAGGAUUUUUCCAUGUCUCUGGAGUGAUUCAGCUAGUUUAUUUUCCAUAUUCUUAGUCCUCCUUCGGUUUUAGGACUGUUUAGUUACAGCUGCUGGCCAUCAAAUAGCUAGCUGCCUAUUAGAAGAACUAAUAACUAGUUUUAAACUAUUUCACUUUAUUCACAUAAAAAUGUUAACUUUAAUAACCUAUCUACAUGGAGUUCCUUAAAUCUCUAACUGUAAAGCUUUUUACAGCUCUUCUGAAACUUCAGAUGUUUUAAAAUCCAUUCUAAAGCGCGGACAUAAGAACUGCAUACAGCAUCUGGUAGUAAUUUCAGUAUUGCUGUGUGCGUCUAGUAUGUGCAGGUACAUUCUUGAACCUUUCAGUUUAUAUCUUCGCUUGUUUGUUUAUACCUCCAAGGACUGCGUUUUUAAAUCUUUCAGUCUCAGUUAUUUGCAUUAAAAGAUUGUAAAUUUAGAUGAUUAUCCAUCAUGAUUCCUAAGUCCUUUUCAGAACUGCUGCUCUUCCAGGAUGUAGUCUUCCAUCCUGUAAGUAUAAUGAUGUCUGAAUGGGACUGGUUUACAGAAGGGUUGGCUUCACCUAUAGAUGUGACUUGUCUUCAUUGUUUAUCACUCUACCAUCGUUAUGUUCAUUAAACCAUCAAUGUGCUUAUAGUUUAUUCUUGAUAACGGAAAAAUCUUAAAUACCUUGGAAGAUAAUUUCUGUUGAAACCCAUCAGAAACACCCUUUUUAAUGAGGAAGUAAUCUAAAACUCUAACCUUCUGACACAGAGUGCUGAAUAUGUUGCGUUGAUUGAUAGAACAAAUAUAUUUCAAUAAGAUCAUUAUAUGGAACUUCUGCAUAGUAUGGAAGUAUCUUUCCAGUCAAAAUUACUCGAGUAACUGACUACAAAGUAGAGUUAUUGCUGAGUGUUGCUCUCAUGAGGAUGGUUUGGGUGUGAUCCAGCAUGACUUUGGCAAGUGAUGUAUUUUACAUAGAAGGAUGGAUAUUAGAACUGCACAAUAUCUUGCAUCUGUCAAGCAAAGUCACAUUGCCAAAUUGUAGUUUUCUGUUACAUAUCCCUGGUUUUGUGGGGUUCUACAGAAGCAACCUCAUGUUGAGAAGUUUGCAGUUGGUAUUUAUUUCUCCACCAUAUAAUGAUAGUUGAACUAUUUUUUCCUUAUUGAUUAAGAUGCCUUGGUUUUGUUUCAACAGUUAUCCAUACUAGCCCUAUCAAAUAUAUAUGAUCUGCCUAGACCUGAGAGGGUUUGCAGUUUCUGUUGUUUAUUAUGGUUUAUGCUAGGUGUUACAGAGCAUCACAGAGUUCAGUCACAAGACUGUCACUGUGACUACCCUUGAGAACCUGAAUAAUAGGAGAAUGUGAUACACUUCAUAAGCCAGACAAAAGUAGUUAAAAAUUUUAACUUCAGACUCCUCUACUGAAUGGCAGAGAGAAAAUUUAAUUCACUUUACGCAAUGUUCAUAGAUUCUAGAGGGAAAGUGCGGAUAGAAGAUUUAGAAGAGGAUAAGAGUUGUAAUUGAAAGGAUGUUCUGUGUGGGAGGGAGUCUAACCAAUGUGAAUAACUGCAUAGGGAGGGGAGAGAAAUACCCUUAGCUGGAGUGGAAUUGUGCAGACCUUAAUUGAAAGUGAGACCGAGACUUUUUUUUAUGUGGUCUUGGUCCUAGGAAACCAUGUGGGGGAAGCUAAAUGAAGAACUUCACGGCCAUGCAGAGUGAGGCUUAACAGAUCUGUUUUGAGUGGAAAAUAGGUUUUUCACAGAAGGUUGGAUUCCAGUAAUUAACGUGAGAGAUGUGCAGAAUGUAGCUGUGCAUUUUGUUUCAAGGCGGAUUUGAAUCCAGACUGUUUUUCAAGUGGCAAGACUUGGGACAAAUUUGGAAGUUUGCAAGAGAGCAGAAAGGAAGGUUGAGGUGAUUUUAUUGCCAUUUAGAAAGGCUAAAUUGAAGGAGGAGUAUUAGAUUUCUGACAGUAGACCAAACGAGGGGAUGUUGGAGAGAUCAGGCUGGCAGAAGCAGCAGUAAUGGAUAGAGUGGAUUGUCAGCAUGUAGGCAACUGAAGGGAUUUUAAUUUAUUUACUAACUAGAGCUGAGAUGUAUAGGUUAAAAUGGGCUGAAAGCAGAGCCUAGUGAUACCUUAAAAGAGACAAACCACAGCAGAUGUUAUAAAUGGAGUUUAGAACUGUAGAAAUAAUAAAAAUCAAAACCCCAAGUAGUGUAUUUCUUUGAGUGAGUAUCUAUUAAAACUUGUACAUGUGUUUAGUAGGAUGAGAAUGGAAGUGAGACUGACCAAAGACAUCCUUAAAAAAAAAUUAUUGCCAUGGAGUAGAAAGCACACAGGAUCUGUAUAGCCUAAAAGAUGUUUUAUUCUGAAUCUACCUUAGGUCCUCAUUCCUAAGGCAGGACCUCUGUUUCACAACAAGCAAUUUUUCCUCAGUGAGCAACAGGGAAAAGUAUCCCAGCUAAAUAAUAAAUAGUGAAAAGCUGCAAACCUCAUAUCAAAAGCUAGCAUCUAAAGAAAACAGCCCUGGUAUUUUCAGUCUAAAUAAGAAAAAAGCAUCAGCUAUUUUUUUGAAAAUUAAGGCUAAUAACAUUCUUAUUGGUAAGACAGAACUACCAUUAUUGGAAAAAUGUCAUAAAUCCUUUCAGGAGGAGUGUCUGGACCAGACUUGGCUUUCUAAACCAGAUUUUGGUAAUCUUACAGAGCAGAAGCAUCCUGGGCCAGGGCAAGUUGCUCUGAAUUUCAGUAGAGACAAUACUGAGAAGCCAGCACGUAGAUCAUGCUUUGUGGACAACAGAAUGUAAUGCGGCUUUAGGUAAACAAGGCAAUGCAAUUAAACUUCUUGUGUAAUACACUGGAAUUUUCUCUUUCCUGUACGUCUUCGCAAGAGGCAUUUCUCAUCUCUGGUAAGUUGUGCAGUCCAGCUCUUACUCUCCAAGUACUCCGUAGGAACAGCUUCGACAGGAAUUUCUGCUUCCCACUGCUGCAAACUCCAGCAUCCUGGAAUACAAUUGUCGUGAUGUCUUGGCAUAUGUUUUGGUUAUAAGGGCAUUAUGUUUUUCUAGAGCACUGCAUCUUACAUGUCAAAUUCAGUUUAAAGCUGUUCAGUUAACAAAGUACAGAAAGGUUUUGACGUUUUGCUUCCAUCGUUUUGCAUGGAAAUGGACAAAUCUGGAAUUGUUGUGUACCAUAAGGCAGCAUCUCCUAGAAACAUGUUGGUCUCUAAUAUGAAUGCUUUUAUAAUAUAUGCAAUGUUCUCUUGAAUACAUCAGCCAUUUGGAGU
This is a messenger RNA of Grus americana (Whooping crane), 10033 nucleotides long. It is a transcript of the gene DYRK1A, whose product is annotated as dual specificity tyrosine phosphorylation regulated kinase 1A. Gene Ontology annotation, cellular component: nucleus. The record is from RefSeq and is a predicted model, not a curated record. NCBI's taxonomy places the organism in Eukaryota, Metazoa, Chordata, Aves, Gruiformes, Gruidae. Gene Ontology annotation, biological process: positive regulation of DNA-templated transcription; peptidyl-serine phosphorylation; protein autophosphorylation. Bases 1231 to 3507 code for a protein of 758 amino acids. The transcript is spliced from 12 exons. Gene Ontology annotation, molecular function: protein serine/threonine/tyrosine kinase activity; ATP binding; protein serine/threonine kinase activity.